Molecule: messenger RNA, 3808 nt
Organism: Anopheles coustani
Lineage: Eukaryota; Metazoa; Arthropoda; Insecta; Diptera; Culicidae
Product: transient receptor potential channel pyrexia-like
Exons: 2
Coding region: 41-3349 (1102 amino acids)
Biological process (GO): monoatomic ion transport; transmembrane transport
Cellular component (GO): membrane
Molecular function (GO): monoatomic ion channel activity; protein binding
Source: RefSeq, a predicted model, not a curated record
CAAAAGCCGAAGCUUCCGAGCACCAGGCGCGCAAUACAGUAUGGACAACUACGGGUUCAAAGAAGAUGGUGACACCAUACCGCCCUCGAAACCACCACUUCGACCACCGAGGAUUUUGCGGACGACAAGCUGCAUCGAGAAUGGCUCCAACAAGUUCCCCCGAUUGUCAACCAGAUUCAAUCUAUCUUCCACCAAAUGGGGGCAACAUAUGGAUGCUGAGGCAGCCCUCGUCAACCCAGCGGUGAUUGUGAAUGGUCUUGGCGGAGAGGACACGGUGUUACGGAACAGUUUUAAUGGCGUCACCACAACCACUACUGCAAAUGGCCACAGUGCAGCAGACAAGGCACCGAUUGUUGCAAAUGGUGCCGCAACCGUGCCUAAGUCAACUUCGCCGGCAACGGUGCCCAUCGGCGGACGUAAAUCACACAUUGACAGUUACGAGUAUAUGGAGGUGGGACCAUCACCGCCGGCAGAAAGCGCGCCCAAUCUGUACGACAGCUACGACGAAACGUACUCAGAGUCAAGUGCCCAACUGUGCAAUGAUAUAAUCCGUAUAUCCAUCACCGAACAGAUGCGUCUCGCCGGAGGUCGCGUGACUCUGCUGGAAAGCUUCGAAACGGAUGAUACACUGGAUCGUGCCACCGUGGAGCAGCUGUUUAGUAUGGCACCUCCAGUACCAGCGACACCGGCUGCUAGCAAGGUCCCGAACGACCCAACCUCGGGCUCGGGCGUCGGUAUCCAGGUGGAGAAAAACAUCUGCUUCCUCUGGGCGGCCUUCCUGCGUAAGUUUCCACUCCUGGAGCAGUGCGUCGAACUCGGCGCGGAGUUGACCUUCUGCGACAGCAAUGGUCUGACAGCGUUACACUUGGCCGCAUUCAGUGGCUGCACCGAGUGCUGUGAUUUUCUCAUCAGUCACGGCCAGGAUGUGAAUUUGCAACCAAAAUGGUACACCCCGCUGCACUGUGCCGCGUUCGGUAACUCAUUAGCCACCGCCGAACUGUUGAUCAAGAACGGGGCUCGCAUCGAUAUGGCAACCAACAAGCACCAUUGCGAGGAGUCAUUGCUCCACUGUGCGGUCCGAUCGAACGCGAUCGAAUGUUUGCGGUUCUUCAUCGCACACGGGGCGGACGUUAAUGCAUUGGAACGCAAUGGCACCAACCCAAUACAUCUGGCCGCCGACUUGGGCCAUACGCAGUGUCUUGCGGCACUCCUGGAGAGUCCCGUGGCCGACCCGAAUGUGCGCAUCCAGCAGGGGGAUAAGCAGAUGACCGCCCUUCACUUGGCCGCCGAUGAGGGCAAUCUGGAGUGUGUCACUCUCUUGCUUGCCAAGGGGGCCGAUGUACGUGCCCGUAACCAUCGAGGUUUCACGCCACUGCAUUUAGCUGCAAGGAGUGGAAGUGCAGAGUGUGUUGAGGCCUUGUUAAAACUCGGUGGCUGUGAUCCGAAUGUGGCCGAUUUCGAUCAACGGACUCCAUUGCAUGCAGCCGUAAGCAAAUCGGAUGCCGCCGUCGAGAUGAUCGAAACAUUGGUCGCUUGGGGGGCGAAUGUGAAUCAGCGCGACGUUUACGGCUUCACCGCACUGCACCUGGCGGCCCUCGAUGCCCUCGGACCGUGUGUCGAGACGUUGCUUUUCCACGGCGCAGACGUAACAAUGAAGUCGCGCAAGGGUACCAGUGCACUCAACAUUAUCAGCCGUAAAACACCUGCCUCGCUCGGGGUCAUACAGUGCAAGCUAGAUGCGGCCAUUACCCUAACGCACUCACAGGACUCAUCGAGCAGGGAGGUAGAGCUUGAGCUGGAUUUUCGCAGCAUCCUGCAGCAUUGUCACCCACGGGAAAUAAGUUACCUGAACACGUUCGUUGACGACGGGCAGAAAGAGUUCUUACAGCAUCCGCUCUGUUCGGCCUUUCUCUACAUCAAGUGGAACAAAAUACGCAAAUACUACAUCGCCCGGCUGCUAUUUUGCUUCACCUUUGUGCUGUUUCUGACCCUGUACGUGCUGACGGCACUGGCACACAACUGCUACAACGGCAGCAAGGACAUGAAAGAGACAACGCAAGAGCAAGAGCUAUGCCAAAAGCAGUCCAUCUUUGGGGAGCUGUUGCGCAACAAUCCCUUUGUGAUCGAAAUGCAGUGGAUGGUACUGGUUGCGAUCACAGCCAUUGAGAUCUGUCGCAAAAUCUAUGGCAUUACCGGGUACACCUCACUCAGACAUUAUGUUACGCAGACCGAAAACGCCAUUGAGUGGUUUAUCAUACUGAGCGUGUUCGUUAUUUCGUACAUUUACACCAAGCGAACCUACACCUGGCAGAAUCACGUCGGAGCGUUCGCAGUGCUACUAGGCUGGACGAACCUGAUGCUCAUGAUUGGACAGCUGCCGGUGUUUGGAGCGUACGUCGCUAUGUACACGAAGGUACAGGUCGAGUUUGCCAAACUUUUCAUGGCGUACUCCUGCAUGCUGAUUGGAUUUACGAUUAGUUUCUGCGUGAUCUUUCCGUCGUCCUCCUCGUUCGCCAAUCCGUUCAUGGGCUUCAUUACGGUGCUUGUCAUGAUGACGGGAGAGCAGGACCUGGAGCUGCUGAUCAACGAUCCAGAUGGAAAGGAUCCACCUUUUCUGCUCGAGAUUAGCGCCCAGAUAACUUUUGUGCUUUUCCUACUCUUCGUUACGGUCAUUCUGAUGAACCUACUUAUCGGUAUCGCUGUUCACGAUAUACAGGGGUUGAAAAAGACCGCCGGUUUAUCGAAGCUGGUCCGUCAAACGAAGCUCAUUUCCUAUAUCGAAUCAGCCUUAUUUAACGGCUGGCUACCAAACUGGUUGCGCAAUCUGCUCUACUACACGGCACUUGUUUCCCCGCAAGCGUACCGCGUGGUGCUUAGUGUCAAACCACUGAAUCCUGGCGAAACGAGACUACCGCGAGACAUUAUGAUGGCCGCAUACGAGGUCGCCAAACAGAAGAAGCACUAUGUGAGGAAAAGCUUUUCUACUCUUCGUCGUAACAUGACAUACGAUCCGCUCCUACCGACAGCAACAAACGGGAUCAAAUCGACGGUAUACGAUCGCUCCGAUAGUAGCAACACCGCACCAUCCGACCGGCGUGACCGCUACCACAACGGACCCAUUGGAGUCAACUCGACCAAUAGCGAACAUUCCGCAAAGUUCGGCUACGUGUACGAAACACCGACACUGUACGGUAUUACCAACAAACUUGAUGAGCACACCGAAAACAUUGGCAAUGUUGCGACCGAAAUCGCGGAACUGCGUGCCUCGCUUGAGCAGACCCAGCAUAUGCUGCGCCAGGUGCUGCAACUUUUGACCAAGAAUCCUAAACUUAACAUACAGCCAAGCUAAACAUGUUGAUAAUCCCAAUCUAACGCCGUCCAGCAUCUGGAGCAUUUGUUUGUCGUUUCAUGUACGGUGCUAUAAAAAUUGCAUUAAUUAUCGUAUGCAUUCUGCUGUUUUGCGACCAUGGACGAAUAAAAACAACAUAGAUGUGAUUUUAAAUGAUACAUAAUAAUAGCGAAUGCAUUACAGAACUCUGCAGACCGUUUAUACGAAACCCUCCCUCUCUAAGUAUUUAGCCAACAUGUAAUCAUUAUACGAUUUUCGUACAGAGUUUUACAGGCUAGGGUGUUAUGCAUUGCGACGUUACCUGCUGCAGUAUGUUUAACGUAGGUCAUUCAAUUUAGUCCUUAUUAAUUAUUUUAUUGAUUGACAAUACCGUCUAUCCAAACCCCAUCAACCAUAAGAUCAAUUACUUUGCUCUAACGAUGUUCAUAAUAUACUAAUGUGAUUUCUAAUAAACAUCUU